GGAAUGAUUGCCAAGUUGUGGACGUUCCGUCCGCGCUCAAAAGGCCGCAAGAUCUCAUGCAAACUUCAGGAAUUUAUUCUCCCCCCGUACUUGCACUACCUAUUUGCUGAGCCUUCCUCCCUUGUCGCUGCUAUCCCUCCCCUACAUCGGUCUCGACAUGGAGGCUCAAGCUUACAGCAGUGCGACGAACAUCCCCGCUCUUCAGAACCUCCGCGCCAGAGGCGUGCCCGAUGUUCCUGAGGAUGUCGAGUUUCUCAUGGAGCAUCUCAAUGACCCUAACUUUGAUUACUAUGCGCUUCCAUCUCCUACCUCCUCCACUACUGAGGUGCAUGAGCUUGAGGACAAAAAGAUAGCCAUGUCAGAGUACUCUGGCGGUGCCUCAGACUUUGAUGCCGAAUCCCGAAUUGAGUCUAGCACGCGCUACUCAACUGCUUCGAGAACCGCCACACCUUCAACAUUCGACUAUGACGACGAGUCACCUUACCCUGAAGUUCGCGCCGCUGUGUCUAGCAUUGAUGACCCCACCAUGCACGUCAAUACGUUCCGCAUGUGGGUCUUGGGUGUCUUCUAUACCAUCCUCAUCUCGGCUCUUAACCAGUUUUUCUCUAUGCGCUACCCUUCCAUUAUUAUUACUGGUAUUGUCGCUCAGUUGACCUCACUGCCCCUUGGCAAAGCGAUGGAGCGAGUCCUCCCCACCACGCGCUUCAAUACCUUGGGGUACACUUGGUCAUUUAACCCGGGACCAUUCAACAUCAAAGAGCACGUUCUCAUCACUGUCAUGGCAAACGUUGUAGUCAGCGGUGCCUACGCCACCGACAUCAUCGCGACCCAGAAGGAUUUCUACAACCAGACCCUCUCUACCUCCUAUCAACUCUGCCUCGUUCUUUCAACGCAGCUCAUCGGCUUCUCUAUGGGUGGCCUUCUUCGCAAAUUCCUUGUCUGGCCCAGCAGCAUGAUCUGGCCUGGUGCACUUGUCUCCUCCGCCCUAUUCAAUACUCUACACAAGUCAUAUGGCAAACCUGAGCAUCGCCACGUCUCACGGGAGAAAUUCUUUUGCAUUGCACUGGGCUGCAGUUUCGUGUGGUACUUUGUACCUGGAUACUUGUGGACUGGACUGAGUGUGUUCAACUGGGUCUGCUGGAUUGCUCCUAACAACGUGGCUGUGAAUGCGCUCUUUGGCACGUCCAGUGGUCUUGGCAUGGGCAUUUUCACUUUUGACUGGUCCAUGAUCUCGUACAUUGGAAGCCCAUUGGUGACGCCUUGGUGGUCUGAGGCCAACACAGCCGUUGCCCUUGUGAUCUGCUUCUGGAUUAUUACACCGAUCAUCUACUUUACCAACACUUGGUUCACCGCAUAUUUGCCAAUUUCGUCCUACAUGACCUUCGACAACACCGGACUGCCGUAUGACCCUUCUAUGGUGGUCGCCAAUUCCACUUUCAAUGUCGCGCAGUACGAGGCUUACUCGCCCGUCUUCAUGACGGCGACCAUGGCUAUUGCAUAUGGUGUUGCAUUUGCCGCUUUCUCCUCAGUGGUCGUGCAUACCUUCUUGUGGUACCGUCGUGACAUCGUUCGCCGCUUCAAGAGCAGCCUCAGGGAUGAGCGCGAUGUUCAUUCGCGCCUGAUGCAGGCAUACUCCGAAGUUCCCCAGUGGUGGUAUGUCAUCCUGGGCCUCGUGAUGCUUCUCCUGCUCUUCAUUACGGUGGAGGUUUUCCCUACGGAUCUCCCCAUCUGGGCCGUUUGCGUUGCUCUCGGCCUCGCUGCACUCCUCGCCAUUCCGGUCGGCAUGCUCCAAGCAAUUACCAAUCAGCAGAUCGCCUUGAACGUUAUGUUCGAGAUGAUUGGUGCCUAUUUGCUUCCUGGAAAACCCGUCGCUGUCAUGAUCUUCAAAGCUAGCGCAUACAUGGGUACAAACCAGGCGGUUGGCUUUGCCGGCGACCUGAAGCUUGGUCAUUACAUGAAGGUGCCCCCGCGUCUCAUGUUUACAGCACAGGUCCUCGCUGCAUUCCUCAGUUGCAUCGUUGUCACCCUCGUGCAGAACUGGAUGUUCGCCAACAUCGUGGACAUUUGCCAACCCAACCAGCCUCAGUUCUUCAUCUGCCCAUCCACCGGUACCUUUGGGAGUGCGUCGCUCCUCUGGGGAAGCAUCGGCCCCCACCGUCUCUUCAGUCCUGGUGCCAUGUACAGCCCAUUGCUCUGGUUCUUCGCCGUCGGUGCCCUCCUUCCCAUCCCCUUCUACUACCUCGCUCGCCGCUACCCCCUCUCUUACUGGAGAUACAUCAACAUCCCCGUUUUCUUCGCCGGCAUUGGCGCCAUGCCUCCUGCCACUGGCAUUAACUUUGCGUCUUGGGCAAUUGUCGGCUUCAUCUUCCAGUGGUUCAUGCGCCGCUACCACUUCAGGUGGUGGAUGCGCUACAACUACAUCCUCUCCGCUGGUCUCGACGCAGGCGUCGCGAUCAGUCUCAUCGUCAUCUUCUUCGUUCUUCAGAUGCCGAAAGGUGGCAUUACCCUCAAUUGGUGGGGUAACAGCGUAUGGAUGAACACCGCAGAUGCACUAGGCACGCCACUCUAUGUGAUGCCUCCUGGCCAGACAUUUGGCCCUUCGACUUGGUCAUAAAAAUGUUACAUCGGAUGGGUGGCCUUUGUAUCAGUACAUGUAAAAUCUCUUCGCACUGCAUGAUUC
Molecule: messenger RNA, 2680 nt
Organism: Suillus clintonianus
Lineage: Eukaryota; Fungi; Basidiomycota; Agaricomycetes; Boletales; Suillaceae
Product: OPT oligopeptide transporter
Exons: 5
Coding region: 158-2614 (818 amino acids)
Biological process (GO): transmembrane transport
Molecular function (GO): oligopeptide transmembrane transporter activity
Source: RefSeq, a predicted model, not a curated record